Messenger RNA from Chinchilla lanigera (long-tailed chinchilla), 3233 nucleotides. It is a transcript of the gene Naa11, whose product is annotated as N(alpha)-acetyltransferase 11, NatA catalytic subunit. The transcript is spliced from 2 exons. Bases 138 to 827 code for a protein of 229 amino acids. The record is from RefSeq and is a predicted model, not a curated record. Gene Ontology annotation, cellular component: NatA complex. Gene Ontology annotation, molecular function: protein-N-terminal-glutamate acetyltransferase activity; protein N-terminal-serine acetyltransferase activity. Gene Ontology annotation, biological process: N-terminal peptidyl-glutamic acid acetylation. NCBI's taxonomy places the organism in Eukaryota, Metazoa, Chordata, Mammalia, Rodentia, Chinchillidae.
CGCCAUCCGGAAGCUCCGACGCGAACCCGCGGUUUCGGCCGCCCGGAUUCCAUUCCCGAGGCAGACUGUGUGCCCGGCGCCCGGCGAAAGCCCCUCUGGCUCGCAGCCGCAGGGCCGCUCCUGCUCACGCCGCCAUCAUGAACAUCCGCAACGCCCGGCCGGACGACCUGAUGAACAUGCAGCACUGCAACCUGCUGUGCCUGCCCGAGAACUACCAGAUGAAGUACUACUUCUACCACGGCCUGUCCUGGCCGCAGCUGUCCUACAUCGCGGAGGACGAGGGCGGCAAGGUGGUGGGCUACGUGCUGGCCAAGAUGGAGGAGGACCCUGACGACGUCGCCCACGGGCACAUCACCUCCCUGGCCGUGAAGCGCUCGCACCGGCGCCUCGGCCUGGCGCAGCGGCUGAUGGAGCAGGCCUCGCGCGCCAUGGUGGAGAACUUCGGGGCCAGGUACGUGUCCCUGCACGUCAGGAAGAGCAACCGCGCGGCCCUGCACCUCUACGUGCACACCCUCAACUUCCAGGUCAAGGAGGUGGAGCCCCGCUACUACGCGGACGGGGAGGACGCUUACGCGAUGAGGCGGGAUCUCUCGCACAUGGCCGGAGAGCUGAGGCGGCAGCUGGAGCUGAAGAAGGCGGGGCAUGUGGCCCUGGGCUCCAGGAACAGGCGGGAGACCCACGGAGGCACGUUUCCCAGCUGCGAGAAGCCCUGUCAGCCCGAGAGGCCGGCUGCCACCGACAGUGGCAGUGAGAGCAAGGACCCCAGCCAGUCCACCGAGACCACCGACGUGCAGGACGGCUCGGAAGCCUUGGGUGCCAUCUCUUAGAGUCGGCUUGAGCACUGUAGUCCUCGUAUCAACCACUUCUGCUCCCUGAUCCUGGGCUUGCCUGUCUGCUCCGCAACAUCUGCGCUCCGGUCAUUGCACAGUGACCCAGGUGUCUUCUCGUACUCAGCUCUCAACAGCGGCUUUCCACAUACCCUGUGGGAUCAUGAAGAAAUACCUUGACACCAGAGACUGCUGGGCAAGAGCGGAGGAAGCUUGAGGCCUGCCUUUACGGAGCCUUGGUCUGCCCUUACAUUCUGUUUGUAGCAAUCUUACGUUGGUUGUGGUUUUCCUGCAAGGCCGUCUCCUAGAAUACCACACAGGAAGCUAGGAAACCUCUGGAAGUUCCUCAGCUCUCAGUUUUUGUCAUUAUUCAUCUGUGCUUUCAUCCUUGAGGGAGGAUCAUGGGGACCAUCAAGUUAGACUCCAUAGCUCAUUCCCCCUCUUCUGUGGUAGAAGUAUUGCGUUCCACCUCCUAUCUCUGAGCCCUCCCUCUUUGUCCUAAGCUCCCCCUUUUCAAAGGGAUAUUGCCCCUUUCCAGGGGGAGAAGGUGAUAAGUAAGGGUUUCUACUUUAUAAGCAGAAUUUGGAGAUUUCAAGAAAAGGAUGAUCUAUAAUUUGAAUAAUCUACAUGUGUUAAUUUUUUUUGUAUUUUUGUUUGUUUUAAUGAUGUAACUUGGUAUUUAUUGCUAUGGCAUUUACUAACAAGAUAUUCAAUCUUACUAGCAACUCUGAGGAAACUGAAAUAAAUCUGAACCUAGAAUCUGAACCCAAAUCUGGUUGAGUUCAAAGCCAAGUUGCUUCUACUUCCCUAUUGUCACUGUUUGUAUUUAAUUUAUAAAAAUGUUUGAACUUCAACAAAAAGGGGAAUCUACUGCUUAAAUAUGUUAAAUAUUGGUUUAAUGUACAACUAAUAUGUCAAUUAUAACCCAAUUACAGUUCCCUUCUCAGUAUCUUUCUUAAGUACAGAUAAGUGAAAACAAAGUGCUUUGACCUCUGAAGUGAAAAUCACUCGAUAAAUCAAUCCAUUGUUAUCAUUACUUAAUGUUGUUUUCAUGUUUACUGCAUGUAAAUUACCAAAGUAUAUACAUUUCCAUGUUUACAUUUUUUACGAAAACUGUUGUAUAUGGAUUUAAGUCUAAACCCUGACGUGAACUGUCUGAUGAUGAGAGAUGUCUGUUCUCUGUAACCAUAAUCAGCCCUGCUAAGUGCUUCUUACAGAUCCACCCCAUGCACUCUAAGACUAUCUGCCUAGUGGUAAAUGAUUGCCUGAGGCAGAUACAAAAGUGGUUUUUUUUCCUACAUAAGAGCCAUUUGCCAUUUUAUGUGCCAGUACAAACUUCUCAUCUAUCUUUGUAUUAUCUUUUUUCUUUCUAAUUUUCUACCUUACCUGUGAAACUAUUCUUUCUCUUCAAAUGUGUGUUUAUCUCUUUGUUUUUAAAUAUUACAGCUUUCUAACAUCUGUCUCUAGGGAAGCAUAAUCUUGCUGAUGAAAUAUUCCAUGUUUUCCUUGAGCCCUUGUCAAUAUGUCUUCAUGUUAGCAGCUCAGCAGAUGGAGAGACAGAAGGCGUAGCCUCAGCUUACCUGAGUGAUUUCUCGCCAGCACCAGGCACAGUGACUGUCUCUGUAACUUGAUGAGAGGAGUUGGGACAAUUGGGCAAUAAGAAAGGGUAUCUGACUUCUGCAGUAUUUCCUAAAACUGGUGGCUGCUUUGCUUUGUUACUAGGAGACAACAGAAUACUAACAACCUAUCUCUUUGGGCUUUGCCUAUUUAGAUAAAGUAAAAUAAAAAGUAAUAUUAUUGUUUGCAAGUGGUUUCGGGAUAAUAACCUGUGAUUUAGCAGCAGCAGUGUCUUUUUGUAGCACUGUAAUUGUGGGAGCCUCUGGGACUGUUUUUUGUAAUAGCAUUGUUCUUUUUACAUAGGAUAAAUUAUGUUUUUCUUUGAAUGGGCUGCUUGUUUUUCCAUAACCAUAAUCCUAGGGAAACCGAAGGAUGUUGAGCAGCUACUUGUGCAACUUCAUGGGUGGGCUCCAGUCCAUCUGCAAAUUCUCAAAGGUAUUAACUGCCAGCCAGCGCAGUUUUCCUGGUUAAAAGAGAGAAACUUGUGAAUGAAGCAUGUGACUUACCUAGCUAGAGUCUGUGCGGUUUUCCCUUUGGAGGUAAGAACAAGAGGCAAGAGGUGAUUAUUUAAAAUAAAAAUAACAAGGUGUGUGGAUGAGACAGGGAAUAGUAGUGAAAAUUAGACCAAAGCUGAGAAGCCAUGGAGAGGACUGAGAAAUAAAGCACGUUUUCUCAAAUGUGUUUGUGCAACUAAUUCAUCUCAGAGCUAAGUUUAAAAUGCAGCUUUGGUUGCGGUAGGUAGGGGGUGUGGUGUGUGUGACUGCUUAGUAGUUCACAGUGCUGAUACUG